AAACAGCAUUUAAUAAAAUAAAACAACCUCGAAAAUACAAGAAUAUUUAAAAUAUAUGUAUGUUUGUGUAUUAAAUAUUUAUGUUAUAUAUAUUUCAAAUAGCUUCAAGUUUUAUAUUUGAAUAAAUAAUCAAAACUGAGUUGUCAAAAGUAAUGGCAGUAUUUUCAAGCUCACCCGGCUUUUGUCCGACUUGCGGAUCUAUAUUUCCACACUUAAAAAAAUCUGGACAAAUAUCUUGCUAUAGUUGCCAAAACGCUUUUGAUCCUGAAGUUUUUGGAGAUGUAAAUAUAGAAUAUACUAUUCAUUUCAAAAAUUUCGACAGUGAAAAAUUAAAGAAAAUUAAAUCAGAAGAAAAUGAAUCUGAUGGACCCGUAGUAGAUAGAAAAUGUACAAAGUGUGGAAAUGAUAAAAUGUCAUAUGCUACAUUGCAACUACGAUCGGCUGAUGAAGGUCAAACUGUUUUUUUCACCUGUUUAAAAUGCAAGUAUAAAGAAUCAGAAAAUUCUUGAGAUAACUUUCUUGAUUUCAAUGUACAUACGCAUGUACAAUGUGUUUUUUUCGAAAAAUAGAUUAGUAUUUACAAAUAUGUAUAAAUAAUACCAAAAAGAGGUAAAUGUUUAAUACAGAUAAAAAAUUAUUUAAAGACCAUCGUCAAUAAAUGUAAAUAAAAACGUGAAAGACAA
Messenger RNA from Condylostylus longicornis, 683 nucleotides. It is a transcript of the gene RpI12, whose product is annotated as DNA-directed RNA polymerase I subunit RPA12. The transcript is spliced from 3 exons. The record is from RefSeq and is a predicted model, not a curated record. Lineage: Eukaryota; Metazoa; Arthropoda; Insecta; Diptera; Dolichopodidae. Gene Ontology annotation, molecular function: zinc ion binding; DNA-directed RNA polymerase activity; nucleic acid binding. Gene Ontology annotation, biological process: DNA-templated transcription; termination of RNA polymerase I transcription. The coding region runs from base 153 to 509 and encodes 118 amino acids. Gene Ontology annotation, cellular component: RNA polymerase I complex.